This is a messenger RNA of Microsporum canis CBS 113480, 1410 nucleotides long. RefSeq names its product succinate semialdehyde dehydrogenase. Gene Ontology annotation, molecular function: aldehyde dehydrogenase (NAD+) activity. NCBI's taxonomy places the organism in Eukaryota, Fungi, Ascomycota, Eurotiomycetes, Onygenales, Arthrodermataceae. The transcript is spliced from 3 exons. The record is from RefSeq and is a predicted model, not a curated record. Bases 1 to 1410 code for a protein of 469 amino acids.
AUGGCCGCUGAAACGCUGACUACCAUCUCGCCCAUCACCAACAAGCCCGUCGUGACCAGAGCCGGCGUGACCGCAGACGAGCUUGCCACGCUGCCCAGGACCGCCCAGGACGCCUUCCGGUCGUUCUCCAGGUCCACGACGCUCGGCCAGAGACAGGAGAUAGUCGCCAGAGCGCUCGGGCUCAUGGCCCAGCGGAAGGACACCCUCGCCCGCGAAGUUACUGAGCAGAUGGGGCGGCCUAUCGCCUACACCGGCGUUGAGAUCACGACGGCCAUCAAGCGAGGUGAAUACCUUAACCGGGUGGCGUGUGAGGCCCUGGGCGAGCCCGUCCCCGGCGACGACGAGCCGGGGUUCAAGAGAUAUCUCAAAAAGGAGCCCCUGGGCGUCGUCCUCAUCAUUUUUGCCUGGAACUACCCCUACUUGAUCCUCGUCAAUAGCUUGAUCCCUGCGAUCUUAGCUGGCAACGUCGUAAUCCUUAAACCUUCCCCACAAACCCCAACAGUGGUCGAGCACAUUUCCUCCAUCUUCCUCGAAGCGGGCCUUCCCCGUGAUGUGCUGCAGUACUUCCAUUGUGGCUCCCUCGUCGACCUCGAAACCAUCAUCCGGUCUCCCCUGAUCAACCACAUCUGCUUCACCGGGUCCGUCGCCGGAGGCCUCGCCGUCCAGAAGGCGGCGGCAGACCGCAUCGUCAACGUCGGCCUCGAGCUCGGCGGCAACGAUGCGGCCUACGUCCGUGAAGACGUAGACCUGGCCUGGGCCGCAGAGGAGAUCGUUGACGGCGCCAUCUUCAACAGCGGCCAGAGCUGCUGCUCCAUCGAACGGGUAUACGUUCACGAAAAGGUCCACGACAAUUUCGUCCAGGAGGUCAAAAAGGUGCUCACCAGCUACCGUGUUGGCGACCCCUUCGACAGCAAGACCCAGGUCGGGCCCGUCAUAUCCAAAAAGGCCAGAGAGAACAUCCUCUCCCACAUAGACGACGCCAUCAAAAAGGGCGCCAAAGACGAAACUCCGGCAAACACCACCUUCGACAACCUCCCGCCCGAUGGCAACUUUGUCAAACCUACGCUGCUCACCGGCGUCACACACGCCAUGCGGGUAAUGUCUGAAGAGACCUUCGGCCCCGUCAUACCCGUCAUGAAAGUCAGGGACGACAGUGAGGCCAUCCGAUGGAUGAACGACAGCGACCUGGGCCUCACCGCCAGCGUCUGGACCAAGGACGUCGCGACAGGAGAGAAGCUGAUACAAGAUAUCGAAGCUGGCACCGUCUUCAUCAACCGAGCCGAUUAUCCGAGCCCAGAUCUUGCUUGGACUGGAUGGAAAAACUCCGGAAGGGGAGUCACCCUCAGCCGGUUCGGGUUCGACCAGUUUGUCAAGCUGAAGAGCUUCCAUUUGAAGGAUUAUCCAAAGUAG